ACACCCAUUACGCAGGGAGCGGAAUAGUUCAAAGACAGUUGCAGACUGCACAGCAAGCAAAGGAACAGAUUGUUCCUGCACCCAGGACUACCACACGGAAGCAGUGGAGUGGGAAGCAGCAGGUGAUGGAGAAGUACUUCACUCCUGUGCAGCUUAAGCAGGGGACCAGGGGCCACAGGCAUGGCAAGCCCCACCUCCAUGAGCAUCAGGAGAGGGACCCCAAGCAUGGCAAGAUGGCUGACCAAAAAACGUAUCACCACAAACACCAUCCCCGCCACCACCAUAGCCAUGAUCAUCAUCACCAUCCUCAUCCUCACCAGCAAAAGACAGAUUGGUCAGAAGAUCAGAAUGAUCAUGGUAGCAACCAUUCAACAUCAGAGGGCAGCAUUGUCCACCACCAUCACCAUGGCCACAACAAUCACCCUCACCACCACAAUGAGAAAUCUCAUCCCUCUUCCCCUGACCAUCCUCAUCAUCACCAUCACUAUCUGCAUCACCAUGCUACAAAUGUGACCUCCCACCCUCAGAUUGCAGCCACCUCAUCCAGCUCCUCCUCUGGUUCCUCAUCAUCAUCUUCAUCCUCUUCCUCCUCUUCCUCAACAUCAUCCUCUUCCUCCUCGUCAUCCUCUGGCUCUUCCUCCACCUGGUCCUCUCAGACUAGUAUUAAUGAGUCCGUGAAGGAUAACAAACAUCCACUGCAGAAGCCCAAGUACUCACAGUCCUGCACUGACAUCUACAGGGGGAGGAAGGCCUAUGACGAGGAGGAAGAUGAGGAAGAUGACACAUCUCCUUUGAUAGAUGAUGAAGGCCACCUCCCAAGACAGGAAAAGAGCCUGAAAGAAAAAAAGAAAAAGAAAGCAAUGUCCUCUCAUCAGACCCCUGCCAAUGUCAUCCUGAAGAAGCAGGAGAGUUCUGAAGUGGCAGGAAUGGCUGGCAAAUUUCGCAAGGCAAAGUCAAUGGAGGCACUGUCCCAUUGUAAGGACAGGGAUGGAGAUGCAGGUACCAUUGUAGACAAGGAGUUGGAGAAAAGGGAGCAGGUCGCCAAGAAGAACUUAUUGCAGGAUAAAUUGAAGUUCUCUGCCUUUUUGAACGAGAUCACCAGGCAGGUGUUCAGCCCGUACAGACUCACCUCUCUUGGGGUCACAGCUGCUCACAGGCCCAGCAGCCCCGGACAAGCCUCCCUGAGGUCCCCCAAGGUGGAACACAGAGGGGAGGAGAGGCAAAGACAAAAGAGUAGUCGGCCUGGCAGUGCAAGCUCUACGACCUUCAGUGUCCACUCCCAUAUCCGCAGGCAGUUCCGCUCCAGCAAGCACUCUCAUUCCAGCAAGCACUCUCGCUCCCAUCUCGGCAAACACCAGGACAAUAAACACCCUCAGCCUGCAAGAGACUUAAACCACAGUCCCAGCAGCCACACCGAUGACAUCACUAGCCCAGAUAAUAGCCCCUCCUCAUCAAGACAUCCCUCCUGUCAUUCAACACCACACCACCAUCAUCACCAGCAUCGCUCCCAUUCUCCAUUUCACCACCAUCACCAUCACGGUCUUCACAGUCCAUCUCAUCACCAUGGAGACCACCACAGACCAAGCCAUCCCCAUCCCCAUCGUCACGGAGAACAUCACAGCCCAACCCAUCACCAUGGAGACCACCACAGCCCAACUCAUCCCCAUCCCCAUGAAGACAACCACAGCCAAACUCAUCCUCAUGGAGAACACCACAGCCCAAGAAACCCCCAUCACCAAGGAGACCACCACAGCCCAAGCCAUCCCCACCGCCAUGGAGACCACCACAGCCCAAGUCAUCCCCAUUGUCAUGGAGAACAUCACAGCCCAACCCAUCACCAUGGAGACCACCACAGCCCAACUCUUCCCCAUCCCCAUGAAGACAACCACAGCCAAACUCGUCCUCAUGGAGAACACCACAGCCCAAGAAACCCCCAUCACCAUGGAGACCACCACAGCCCAACUCUUCCCCAUCCCCAUGAAGACCACCACAGCCAAACUCAUCCUCAUGGAGACCACCACAGCCCAAGCCAUCCCCACCGCCAUGGAGACCACCACAGCCCAAGUCAUCCCCAUUGUCAUGGAGAACAUCACAGCCCAACCCAUCACCAUGGAGACCACCACAGCCCAACUCUUCCCCAUCCCCAUGAAGACCACCACAGCCCAACCCAUCACCAUGGAGACCAUCACAGCCCAAGAAACCCCCAUCACCAUGGAGACCACCACAGCCCAACUCUUCCCCAUCCCCAUGAAGACCACCACAGCCAAACUCGUCCUCAUGGAGAACACCACAGCCCAUGCCAUUCCCAUCACCAUGGAGACCACCACAGCCCAAAUCAUCCCCACCACCAUGGAGACCACCACAGCCCAACCCAUCACCAUGGAAGCCACCACAGUCAAACUCAUCCCCAUGGAGACAACCACAGCCAAACUCAUCCCCAUGGAGACAACCACAGCCCAAGCCACCUCCAUCACCAUGGAGACCUCCACAGUCCCAGUCAUCCCCAUCACCAUAGACACCACCACAGCCCAACUCAUCCCCAUUACCAUGGAGACCAACACAGCCCAACCCAUCAACAUCCCCAUGGAGACAGCCAAAUCCAAACUCAUACCCAUGGAGACCACCACAGCCCAACUCAUCCCCAUCACCAUAGAGACCACCAAAGCCCAAGCCAACCCCAUCACCAUGGAGACCAUCACAGUCUAACGCAUCCCCAUCAACAGGGAGAUCACCUCAGCCCGAGUCAUUCCGAUCACCAUGGACAUCACCACAGCCCAACUCAUCCUCAUCACCAUGGAGACCACCACAGCCCAACUCAUCACCAUGGACACCACCACCAUCCUCUCCACCCAGAUUCUCACCAUCGCCAUGGCUCCCAUCCAGAAUUGCACCACCACCAUCAUCUGUCCCACCCUGAAUCCAACGAUCACCACCGCUCCCAUCCAGAAUCUCUCCAUCACCUGGGCUCCCUUCCAGAAUCUCUCCAUCACCAUGGCUCCCAUCCAGAAUCUUGCAACCACCAUGGCUCCCAUCCAGAAUCUCUCCAUCACCACAGCUCCCAUCCAGAAUCUCAUGAUCACCACGGCUCCCAUCCAGAAUCUCUCCAUCACCACAGCUCCCAUCCAGAAUCUCAUGAUCACCAUGGCUCCCAUCCAGAAUCUCUCCAUCACCACAGCUCCCAUCCAGAAUCUCAUGAUCACCAUGGCUCCCAUCCAGAAUCUCUCCAUCACCACAGCUCCCAUCCAGAAUCUCUCCAUCACCACAGCUCCCAUCCAGAAUCUCAUGAUCACCACAGCUCCCAUCCAGAAUCUCUCCAUGACCAUAGCUCUCAUUCACAAUCUCUCCACCACCAUGGUUCCUAUCCAGAAUUUCUCCAUCUCCACGGCUCCCAUCCAGAAUCUCUCCAUCACCACCAUGGUUCCCACCAAGAUUCUCACCAUCACCACCACCCCUCUCAUUCAGAAUCUCACCAUCCACACUCCCAUUCUGAACCACAUCACAGUCCUAGCAACCUAGAACCUCAUCAUCACCACCAUCCUUCCCACUAUGAAUCUCACCACCAUCCCUCCUCACCUGCAGACACACACCACCACCAUCAUCACCAUGACGAUCACCACAGCCCAUCAAGCCAUUCUAAGGAGAACUCUCCUGUCAGUGUAUCAGCUGCAGAGCUGGAGUCAUUGUCCCAUUCCAGCAAGUCUUCCAGGAAUACCAGCAGCCCCACGAAUCAGGACGAGCAGCAGACGGGCUACAGCGGCUCAACUGCCUCUCUACAUAAAGAAGGAUCCGAGGUUGAUCGAAUAAUGAUGCUUCAGGAGCAAAAUGAGGAUCUGCACCACAGUUUGCUCCAGACUGCCGUGCGAAUGGAGUGCAUGGGGACGGAGUUUAAGAGCAGUCACCAGCUCCUUGAGUCAGAACUACAGAACACACGUGUGGAGCUGAGUAGCCUCCUGGACAAAUUCAAAAGACUUAGUGAUAAUUACUCCUACACUCAACAGACCAAUAAUCUCUUGGAGCGGAAGCUUCAUUCAGUGGCUCAGAGUAUGGAUGGGGAGCGUGAGCAUCUGAACCAGCGCAUCACAGCCCUGACAGAUCAGCUGUCCUCAGCCAAGACCACCAUCCACAGCAUGGAGACUAUUAACGUAACAUCCUUGCUACAGGAAGCCCUCGACAAACAUUUCCACCCAGAUGAUUCUGUCAAUCAAUUCCUUCUCCCUGUUGCCCCCCCUCCAGUCCAAUUCAUGGAUAGUCAUCAUUAUGGAAAGGUCACCACCAAAGGGGAAGACCUAUCGCUGGGAACAUUGCCAGAAGAGGAGGAAUCUGAUUGGUCGGAGAUGGGGGAUGAGGCUCCAAAAUGCGUUCUGAGGUCAGUGGGAGGUCAUCAUGGUGGCACAGCGUUUCAACCAUGGAGACAGGAGCGUAUUUGCUGGGCAGGACAGGGAGAGGGAGACACAGAGAGUGAGUCAGGGGGUGAGGAAAUUGUCAGCCAACACCCUCCCCACUCCCUACAGAUCCCCCAUCUCCAUGUCACCAUUCACUCUGAGACCUUACCAGCCCCCAUGGAUGAGGUCACCCUCACCACCAGCUUCAAGAACUCAGCUUAUGGCCCAACAGAGGAGGAUGGGUACAGGGUCACUGCGAGCCGCAAACUGGGCUCUCCCAUCCGCAUCCUGUCAGCCAGUCUGGAUGAGAUUCCCUCCUCCAGGAGACAGAAGCACAGGCAGGAGGAGCAGCAUGGCCAGCUGAAGGGCACAGAGGCCAUGAUGGACCUCCACCAACCAGAGGACGGUACCAUGGACGACUCAGAAGAUGAGAUCAUCCGUAACUGGAGGACAAGGAGCGAGGACAUGGGUGUGGAUGUCAGGGAGGUAGAUCCUGGCAGCAGCUUGGACAACCUGCAGUCGGCCCAAAAUAUGCUCAACCACUUCAUCUGCCAGCUGCAGCCCAGUGUGGAGGAGGGGCAGGGCUGGACCGGAGUGGUGCCGGACGAAGUGCUGAAUGGGGAGAGAACACAGCUGUGACACCUGAUCUCUUCACAGAGACACAGAUGUGGACAGGUGUCGACUGGGUUGGUGGUUACUGAAGUAAGCAUGACUUUGAUAACAUUUGGUAUUCAUAAUUCACCUUUGAAUAUUUUGUAUAUUGAACAUAAAGCAACAGAACUGACCACUUGAAUAAUAAUACUUUUAAUUAUAAUUAUUUAAAUUUUCAUCUCAUUUAAAACGUUUUCAGGGCUAAAUAACAAGGCCCCAAAGAGUAUUCAUCAUUAAAAACAAGUAAGAUAAAGAAACUGUUUCAAACAUAGUGUUUUCCUCUUUUUGAAGAUAUUAAGUAAUUAACGCCUGCAAAGAGCUGUAAUGGCAAGCGGCCCAAGUUGGAGAUCCUCAGCUCCACAUUUUAAUAUUUGUGAUAUUUUUCUCGAUUCAUAAUCAAAGACAUGUCCUGAGGUCUUUUUUUUCCCAGUAUGCAGGGAUUUGGCUUUGAUGUCCUCCAGAGGUAACAUCAAACAAAAAGCAUGUGGCUUUGAUUUUCCCUGUUCCCUCACACUGGGAAACCCUGUCCUAGGCUUCACUCCUGUCUCAUCAUAGCAGAGCACAGCCGAAUCCCACCCUUGUCUCUGGAUUAUAUAAAACUAGAUCCUUUCAGAACCUCUUGUGCAUAAUUCAUUGUAAUGCUUUGUGUUUUUCCCUCAGUGCACAUCAGAUAAGAAGAGUGUUUCAUAGAAUUUAGGUCCUUAGGUAAGAUGUAAGACAUGUUGAUAGACUUUGUUUAUCCUCAUAAGUUAAUUCACCUGCAGAUAUAGACAUAAUCUAAUCUUUACAGUGUAUAGUCAAAUAUUUAAUAACAUACAGUAUAAAUAGUGUCCGUUGGACCGUCACUGUGGAUGGGAAACAAUAUAUUUGAAGUCAGGUUUUAAUUGAUGGAGAUAAAAAUGAAAACAGAAAUAUUUGAUAUGUUUUUCUGAAUUGUGCAGAUGGAUCUGUGUGGUCUGGUGUGAAUGGUUCCAACUGCUAGAUAGUUUCCUCCUUCCAUGGGGAAAACAACAAAAAAAGAAACAUAUUUAUUCUUCUUGCAUGAAAACUAUGUUUUGUCUUGAAAAUAUUGAUGUUUAUGUACAUGCAAACUACAGUAUGUUUUAUAUUUUAAUAUUGAUGUUUGUGUACAUGCUGUAGUCUCCAUAUUGAUAUUAUGGCAAAAACCACAAGACACAAUGUAAAUCUGAAUCACCAUUUGUCAUUGUGGUCACCAGAGGCAUGCAACAGUCAGUUGAGAGAUGUAUGAUAUAAGCAAUGUUAUGCCACAUGAAAUGUCAGUUUUGUCCUGUAGGAGAUUUUCCUCUGGUAACCAUAAUAAAAAACACUGAGCGUACAAAACAUUAGGAAACCAUACUAAUAUUGAGUUUCACCUCCUUUGGCCCUCAAAACAGCCUCAAUUCGUCAGGGCAUGGACUCUACAAGGUGUCGAAAGCAUUCCAGAGGGAUGCUGGCCCAUGUUUACUCCAAUGUUUCAAAAUUCAAAAGGCACUCGCACAUCUGAGCAACCUUUUUUGCAGGUGUAUGGUAACAGUUGACUAAAAUGAGAGAAAAGAAGAAACCCGCACACUGCUCUUUAAUAAGCUCCACGUACCGGCCUCAAGGCCCUCCAAUGCUUCCCACAGUUGUGUCAAGUUGGCUGGAUGUCCUUUGGGUGGUGGAUCAUUCUUGAUACACACAGGAAGCUGUUGAGCGUGAAAAACCCAGUAAUGUUGCAGUUCUUGACACACUCAAACUGGUGCGCCUGGCACCUACUGCCAUACCCUGUUCAAAGACACUUAAAUAUUUUGUCUUGCCCGUUCACCCUCUGAAUGGCACCCAUACACAAUCCAUGUCUCAAUUGUCUUUUAGGCUUAAAAAUCCUUCUUUAACCUGUCUCCUCCCCUUCAUCUACACUGAUUGUGGUGGAUUUAACAAGUUGCAUCAACAAGGGAUCAUAGCUUUCACAUGGAUUCACCUGGUCAGUCAAGGAAAGAGCAGGUGUUCAUAAUGUUUUGUACACUCAGUGUAUUGAGAUGGAUCGGAAGGGGCAUAUAUAGAGAGGGUGUGUCGGGAAUAUAUAUUGUUAUUUUCAACUAAAAUCAUAGUCAGCGUGUCAUGUGUCAAAACGUAAUGAAAGCACAGUGUGUUAUGAUGACUGUACUGUCAUGCACCCUUUUGCCUCCCCCUCCAAUCCAUACCUCUAUUGCAGGACCAGUAGUUUUGGAUAGAGUUCCACUAUAUGGAUUACGUACGAUAAUGUUUGUAUAUAUUACAUAUUUAUUAUUUAGAAAUAGCUGUUGCUUUCACCAUAUGUCUCCCUGUUCUACAUCCCCAGGUUGAACUUCAUUAACCAUGCACGAUACUACAGAGCUGUGUAGAACUACUACUGUCUGUGUUUUUUAUCCUCGUGUUGUGUACUGCACAUGUGUCUGAAUGUUCUCAAUAAAUAUAGUCCUCUAUAAUGUACUAAUUUAACAUGAAUUAAAACAAAUAAUGACACACAAAGUCUAGUAUAAAUAAUUCAGUCAAACACGUUACACUGUUGUGUUUGAUCGUAGGCGACGGCGUUAGAUUGAGGGGAGGAGAGUAAGUCAGUUAUCACAAAGGGGAGACAUUUUGAUUUAUGGGUUCUCCUCGGCGU
Messenger RNA from Salmo salar (Atlantic salmon), 7656 nucleotides. RefSeq lists its product as uncharacterized. The record is from RefSeq and is a predicted model, not a curated record. Lineage: Eukaryota; Metazoa; Chordata; Actinopteri; Salmoniformes; Salmonidae.